Molecule: messenger RNA, 1852 nt
Organism: Nasonia vitripennis (jewel wasp)
Lineage: Eukaryota; Metazoa; Arthropoda; Insecta; Hymenoptera; Pteromalidae
Exons: 6
Coding region: 143-1786 (547 amino acids)
Biological process (GO): proteasome-mediated ubiquitin-dependent protein catabolic process; multicellular organism development
Cellular component (GO): cytoplasm
Molecular function (GO): ubiquitin protein ligase activity; ubiquitin conjugating enzyme binding
Source: RefSeq, a predicted model, not a curated record
GAUGAUGGGAGAGUAAAGAGCUGAGAGCCGCGAUCGCGGAGCAGUUGCGAGUCUGUCGUCGAGCCGUUCGCUUCGGCUCUUCUUUGCGUUUGAAGUUUAGCAUACCUUUGUUAAAAAAAAAAUCGGCAGAAAGAAAACAAAAAUGAGCGAGGACAGUGGCGAGGAGUGCGCGCAGUUGAACAACGGGCCGAUAAUCUCGAUCGGUCGCGAGGAGGUGGUGCUGGACAACGAGAAUUCGAGAUCGGCGAGCAAGGGCAAGAAAUCGCAUGGGUUUCACCUUGUCAGAUCCAAAUGGGAUCCGUAUCCUUGGAUCGGUUCCGUCGAGAACGCCAGUAGCGCCGACAUUUCGGGACUCAGAUCAGGCGAUUGUCUACUGGAGAUCGACGGCAGGGACGUCCUGGGCUUGGAGAUGAAGGACAUCGCUUAUUUGAUCGGCAAGAACGACCGCGUGAAUUUGAGUAUUUGGCGUCGACCGCCAAAGUCACAAUCUCAGACUACGAACAACGUCGAUUUCGCCUAUCUCGGGGAAAAAGAUAGCAGAGAGCCAAGCGAUUCGCGGAACGAUCAUACGGGAACGCUUUUGGAGGGACCACUGCCGGAAGUAGCCCAGAAGCUGGUGCGCGCGGUAUCGGGUGUGGUGAAAGCUCUGGAGUGUCCGGUGUGCUUGGAAAGCGCGGCACCGCCGGUAUCCCAGUGCGUCCACGGUCAUCUGCUCUGCUUCGGCUGUCGGCUCAAGACUGCAAGAUGCCCCGUUUGCAGAGUUAGACUGGGACAGGGCCGUUGUCUACUGGCGGAUAAGUCGCACCGGGUACUUACCGAAGCCCUUGUUGAUCCCGAUGUUGUUCUACCCGGAAAUGACGAUGGGCGAAGUUGCGGAUCGAAUGGCCGCUCCCUCCACGACAGCAUCUUCGGGCCGUCGAGCCAUCCGAAAAAAGCUCAUCACCAGCGCAAUAAAAGCCCAGUCUCAUCGCUUCGCGCCAAGCACCUCCUCUCCAAGAUCUUGUCGCCAAACAGCCGCGUCGACCGGCUCCGGGACGAUCGAAACGUCUCCACCGAGAGCCUUCCUACAUCGAUGCCUACGUCCAGCAGUUCUUCCUCUUCGGCCGCCAGUUGCACUAUGGACGGCAAUUUGCUCUACGGCCGAAGGUGGUUGCUCAGACUCUACGACAGGCGCAAAUCCGCCAGCACCGGGGAACUCAACAAGAACCCCGUAGGCGACUCCGUCAACGGCUCGUUCACGGAGCUCAGGGACGAACAGGAGACCAACAACUCGGGAUCGUACUUGAGUGUGCCGCAGACACCAGUCUGGGGCGGAUCGACAGAGUCGAUGACCAGCGGCCGAUUGUGCUGUCCAUUGCGCGAGCGUACGGGCUGUCGUGAAACAAUCAACUCCGGUAAUUUAUUGGAGCACUUGAGCGCUCAACAUUCCGGGCCAUUGAUACACUUUUACAAGAAAAAGGUCGUUCUGCCCAUUCCCUUGCCCUUUCAGGAAGACGCAGUUUACAUAAUUCAUUGGAAGGACGAGCUUUUCGUGCUGCAGAGCGAAAACGACAAAGUAUGGGUUUCCAAUUCAGAGUCGAAUUGCGGCAUGAGCUGGGAGUGGAUCCUUCACGGAGUGUCCACCGACGGAGCGGAGCUACACGUGAGAAAAGAAGUUGCCAGUCUGCGAGAACCUUUCGAGCUUCAGCCGCAUCACGUCGCGACAUUACCGGAAAACUUUUCCGCGCCUUCCAUCGCUAUCACUCUCAUCGAACUCGACACUGACGAGGGCUGCAUCAAGGUUUAAACAAAUGAAUUGUAAACGUUUGAGUUACUUCGAAAAGUCAAUAAUAAAAUUAUUUAUUGUAAGUAA